CUCCUCCCUAAAUCCUGUCUUGAUGACGUUGUCUCCGACAUAGCAGACUUCUACACUCCAAGCGCAACUGGCUGAAAGCAUUUAAAACCUAAAAUACCAUGUAUUGUACAACAAGGCAAAAAUAAAAUAAAAAUCGACCGAUUUUCUGCGCUCCAAUAAUGAUUUAUGGGAAGAGCGUCUGUUGCCCGCUGACUUAGCAGGACUUGGCAAAGAUUCUUCAGAAAUGGUCUGGUCCCACCUCUGAUGUCAGAAUGAGGACCUAUACGCGUGGGGCCCCCACAGUGUUUUUCAUAACCCUGUUCUGCUUUUCCCUGGCCCUGUCGCUGGAAGAAGACCCCAGUGGUGGAAUCCCUUUUCUUGGUGGGAAUUACGAUGGCCACCCCAUGCUGUAUUUCUCCAGGGAGGAGGUGGGAGCCCUGCAACGUCAGGGUCGGGGCACGCACUUGCACAUCGCCGCCAAGAUCCAAGAGGCGGGCCGGACCAUGCUCGCCCACCCCGAAGAGUACCUCCCGCCCUGGAGCCCGGCGGACUUCAGUGCCCGCUGGAACGAAAUCUAUGGGAAUAACCUGGGAGUGCUGUCCAUGUUCUGCGUGCUGUUCCCCGAAACCGAGAGGGCCCUGGACCUGGCGAGGGAGUACAUGGAAAGGAUGGCAGCGCAGCCUAGUUGGUUGGUAAAAGACGCCCCCUGGGAUGAGGUACCUCUUGCUCAUUCUCUCGUUGGCUUUGCUACUGCUUACGACUUCCUGUACGGCGACCUGAGCAGGUCGCAGCAGGAGCGCUUCCUGCAGGUGAUCGCCAACACCUCUAGGUACAUGUACGAAAAGUCCUAUAACCGGGGCUGGGGGUUCCAGUACCUUCACAAUCACCAGCCAACUAACUGUGUGGCCCUCCUGACUGGAAGCCUCGUUCUCAUGAACCAGGGUUACCUGCAGGAAGCCUACCUGUGGACGAAGCAGGUCCUGGCGAUCAUGGAAAAGUCCCUGGUUAUGCUGCAGGACAUCACCGAUGGAUCCUUGUAUGAGGGGGUGGCCUAUGGGACGUACACCAGUAGAUCUCUUUUUCAGUACAUGUUCCUUGUACAGAGGCAUUUUGGAAUCGGUCACUUUCAUCACCCUUGGCUCAAGCAACAUUUCGCCUUCCUAUACAGAACUAUUUUGCCAGGGUUUCAAAGAAGUGUGGCUAUUGCAGACUCCAACUACAACUGGUUCUAUGGCCCAGAGAGCCAGCUGGUUUUCCUGGACAGCUAUGUCAUGCGCAAUGGCAGUGGCAACUGGCUUGCAGAGAUGAUCCGUAAGAACAGGGUUGUGGACGGGCCCGGGCAGGCAGGGAAGGGACAGAGGUGGUGCACUCUUCACACAGAAUUCAUCUGGUAUAAUCCAAAUCUGACCUCUACAGCUCCUGCAGACUUUGGGAAACCCAGACUGCAUUAUUUUGAGGACUGGGGAGUGGUCACCUACGGUAGUGCAUUACCAGCAGGGAUCAACAGAACAUUCCUCUCCUUCAAAUCGGGAAAACUGGGAGGCCGUGCCAUAUUUGACAUCGUGCACAGGAAUAAGUACAAAGAUUGGAUAAAAGGGUGGAGAAACUUCAAUGCUGGCCAUGAGCAUCCUGACCAAAACUCCUUUACAUUCGCACCCAACGGUGUACCUUUCAUUACGGAAGCACUAUACGGACCAAAGUACACUUUCCUGAACAACGUCGUUAUGUUCUCCCCUGCGGCUUCUGACAGCUGCUUUGCCCCUUGGGAAGGGCAGGUAACAGAAGCCUGUACGUCCAAGUGGCUGAAAUAUAAACAAGGGGCAGCUGCAGACUGCCAGGGCAAGGUAGUGGCAGCUCUGGAAAGGAACGGGAUGGUAUUCAUUCGAGGGGAGGGAAAGGGUGCCUACAGUCCUGGCCUGAAGAUAAAGAGCUUCCAAAGGAACUUGCUCCUUCUGCAACCUCAGCUCUUACUCUUGGUAGACCACGUUCAUUUGGAGAGCGACAGCCCAGUAGGGCUAAUGAGUAGCUAUUUCCAUAAUACUGACUUGCCUUUUGAGGAGACUGUGAAAGAUGGUGUACAUGGAGCAUUUAUUAGACACAGAGAUGGAUUAUAUAAAAUGUUCUGGAUGGAUGAUACGGGAUACAGUGAUAAAGGGGUUCUAGGAUACAGAAACUAUCCUCGUGGGUAUCCUUAUAAUGGGUCUAACUAUGUGAAUGUGACUCUCCCACUGAGGAACCCAAAUUCCAGGGGAGUAUUCAUUUUCUUUGGUCCUGAUAUGGAUGUCCAGAGUUUCAGUAUCCGUAGUGAUGCCCAGAGAGUAGAUAUUUACUUGGCCACUAGUGAACACACGUAUACAGUCUACCUCCUCACGGGGGAAGUCACAAGCAAACCUCUUUUUGCCAUGGUGCUGGCUGACCACGAGAAGGUUGUCUUUGAGAAAGCCUCAGGGGUCAAGGAGAGCUCGCCGGCUGAGGUCAACAACUACGCAAACUUCGUGGAGGACAAUCUCCAGCAUGCUAAGCCCGUCUUCCAGCAGCUGCAGAAACAGAUCCUGGCUCGCGUGCUCAACACUGAUAACUUCAGGAAGACGGCCGAGCGCCUCCUAGAUUUCUCAGACCAGAAGAAGACGGAGGAAAUCAUCGAGAAAAUGUUCACCCUCAAAAAGAAGCAAAACAGGAACAAAAACUCCAAGAAAGGAGCUCUCGCUGACAAGCUUUCAGAUGGACUCCCAGAUAUUUUUGCUCAGAUUGAGGUCAAUGAAAAGAAGGAACGGCAAAAGGCCAUGAAGCGCGUGUAUGAUGAAGACAUUGAGGAAGCAGAUGGGGAUGCCAGGGCCUUUCUGGACUACAGCGACCUUCGGCUUCCCAAAGGCAGGAAAAGUGGCAUUUUUAAACAACGGAAAUACAAGGAACUUCCUAUGGUUUCUACUGACAGAAGUACUGACCCUUUAAUCUCUGCAUCCUAUAUAAGACUGUUCCUCAUUUUAAAUAUUGCUACUUUUUUCUUCUUGUUGGCUUUACUGCUGACUCGAUUUCAAAAAACGCAAGGUCUGCACACUAAGAGGUGUUUCUAUGGCAUUGUCCUUGUUGACAGCUUUAUCCUGCUGUGUUUAUAUUCCUCAUGUUCAAGAGCACAGUGCUGACAUCGCCAUAUUUCAAUGGACUAAUGUUAUACAAACCCACUGGAAUGUAAUUAUUCACAAUGACUGAAAAUGUUAUCGGUAACACAGUCUGAGCCUUAAGCCUCAUCUGGAAGAGUAUAUUCCUAACAGAGACAGAUGUGAGAGAUUACCAUUGGUUUUCAAAUUAUCUCUGGAAUCGUGCCACUAAAAUGCAGACAGAGUAAACAUUGCAGAGAUAUUAAGUCAUUAUUGUUAUUUUUUGAACAAUACCGAAUUGUACAGAUUUUUAAACUGAGAAUAUUUUUGCUGGGAGUAUUUUAUAAUCAUUGAAAUUAAAGACAAUUAUGAAAUGUUUCCUUA
This is a messenger RNA of Lepisosteus oculatus (spotted gar), 3461 nucleotides long. It is a transcript of the gene dse, whose product is annotated as dermatan sulfate epimerase. NCBI's taxonomy places the organism in Eukaryota, Metazoa, Chordata, Actinopteri, Semionotiformes, Lepisosteidae. The record is from RefSeq and is a predicted model, not a curated record. Gene Ontology annotation, molecular function: chondroitin-glucuronate 5-epimerase activity.